AACCUCAUUAUAUAUAGAAAGCUUGAUGUUUAUAUCAAAUAGAACUUAAACAGUUUGAUCCUAGUUUCUAAAUUAACGUUGUUUACACUAGAACAAUAAAAUCUUGCACGUGAGCAUGGCUGGAAAAGGAGAAGGAGCUGCAAUUGGAAUUGAUCUAGGAACAACAUACUCAUGUGUUGGUGUGUGGCAACAUGACCGUGUGGAGAUCAUAGCCAAUGAUCAGGGGAAUCGGACAACGCCAUCGUACGUUGCUUUCACUGAUACCGAACGUUUGAUUGGCGAUGCUGCUAAGAAUCAAGUCGCCAUGAAUCCUAUUAACACUGUUUUUGAUGCAAAACGUUUGAUCGGCAGACGUCACAGUGAUUCCUCUGUUGCGGGUGACAUCAAGAUGUGGCCAUUCAAGGUGGUUCCUGGUCAAGCAGACAAGCCAAUGAUUGUUGUCAACUACAAGGGUGAAGAAAAACAGUUUGCUGCUGAGGAAAUUUCUUCAAUGGUACUUGUAAAGAUGAAAGAAAUUGCAGAGACUUUUUUGGGAACGGUUGUUAAGAAUGCAGUUGUCACUGUUCCAGCCUACUUUAAUGAUUCACAACGCCAGGCUACCAAAGACGCAGGUGUCAUAUCUGGCCUUAAUGUUAUGCGUAUCAUCAACGAGCCAACGGCUGCUGCAAUUGCCUAUGGUCUUGAUAAGAAAGCGACUAGCGUUGGUGAGAAGAAUGUGCUUAUAUUUGAUCUUGGAGGUGGAACUUUCGAUGUGUCAUUACUUACAAUUGAAGAGGGUAUUUUUGAGGUUAAGGCUACUGCUGGUGAUACUCAUCUCGGAGGGGAGGACUUUGAUAACAGAAUGGUGAAUCACUUUGUACAGGAGUUUAAAAGAAAGAACAAGAAAGACAUUAGUGGUAAUCCGAGAGCCUUGAGAAGAUUGAGAACAUCUUGCGAGAGGGCCAAGAGGACCUUAUCCUCUACUGCACAGACCACCAUUGAGAUUGAUUCCCUUUUUGAGGGAAUUGAUUUCUACUCAACAAUAACGCGUGCAAGAUUUGAGGAGAUGAACAUGGAUCUUUUCAGAAAGUGUAUGGAACCAGUGGAGAAAUGCUUGAGAGAUGCUAAAAUGGACAAGAGCACGGUCCAUGAUGUUGUUCUGGUUGGCGGUUCAACUAGGAUUCCCAAAGUACAGCAGCUGUUGCAGGAUUUUUUCAAUGGUAAAGAGCUUUGCAAGAGCAUAAACCCCGAUGAGGCGGUUGCUUAUGGUGCAGCUGUUCAGGCAGCUAUUCUCAGCGGCGAAGGGAAUGAGAAGGUACAAGAUUUGCUGUUGUUGGAUGUCACACCUCUGUCCCUUGGUUUGGAAACUGCUGGAGGAGUCAUGACUGUCUUAAUUCAACGAAACACGACAAUUCCAACCAAAAAGGAGCAAGUAUUCUCUACGUACUCUGACAAUCAACCCGGGGUGUUGAUUCAGGUUUUUGAAGGGGAGAGGACCAGAACAAGAGACAAUAACUUGUUGGGUAAAUUUGAGUUGUCCGGAAUUCCACCUGCUCCCAGGGGUGUGCCACAGAUCACUGUCUGUUUCGACAUUGAUGCCAAUGGCAUUCUAAAUGUUUCUGCAGAGGACAAAACCACAGGGCAGAAGAACAAGAUCACAAUCACUAAUGACAAGGGCAGGCUUUCGAAAGAGGAAAUAGAAAAGAUGGUCCUGGAAGCAGAGAAGUACAAGGCCGAGGAUGAAGAGCAUAAGAAGAAGGUGGAGGCAAAGAACUCUCUGGAGAACUACGCGUAUAACAUGAGAAACACUAUCAAGGAUGAGAAAAUCGGAUCCAAGCUCAGUCCGGCUGACAAGAAAACUAUUGAAGACUCCAUUGAUCAGGCUAUUACUUGGCUUGAUAAUAACCAACUCGCAGAGGUUGAGGAGUUUGAGGAUAAGAUGAAAGAGCUUGAGGGUAUCUGCAACCCGAUCAUCGCGAAGAUGUACAGUGGAGGAGGUGAUGCAGGUGCAGCAGGAGCUGAUGAUGCGCCUCCUGGUGGCGCGAGUAGUGGUGCUGGUCCUAAGAUUGAGGAAGUAGAUUAAGAUUUAGGUUGGUGUUACUCGCAUUCAGUUUCCAUUUAUUCAUGUUUUUCGAGUAAUUUUAGAUGUUUGAUGAAUUCUGUUUAAAAGUCGGUAAUGAUUAUGGUAGCUUUCAUACA
Messenger RNA from Daucus carota subsp. sativus, 2178 nucleotides. Its product is annotated as heat shock cognate 70 kDa protein 2. Gene Ontology annotation, cellular component: cytoplasm. NCBI's taxonomy places the organism in Eukaryota, Viridiplantae, Streptophyta, Magnoliopsida, Apiales, Apiaceae. Gene Ontology annotation, molecular function: ATP binding; ATP-dependent protein folding chaperone. The coding region runs from base 116 to 2062 and encodes 648 amino acids. The record is from RefSeq and is a predicted model, not a curated record. The transcript has 2 exons.